UGGAAGGAUGGAAAUGAAUGAAUGAUGUACGAACAAACGAACGAUUGAAUGUAAAUACUGAAAUCGUGAUGUUAAUGCGCCAGUAACAAUGGUACGCUCCUAUAGAAAAUCCAGAUUCGUCAAUCUUUUGUUAUUAAUAUUGUACUCCAGAAAUAGUUGCAUAAAUUCAAUCCUCACCAGCCGGGAAAGCCAAGUGAUUUUUGAGCAGGCGUUUGGACGGCCACCUGCAAGGAUCAGGGUCCUCUAGCCCUCGUAAACUAUGCUGUACCUGUUGGUCGCGCCGAAGAUCGUAACUAGCGGUUUGUGCUCAGCUUUUUUAAAGCACUGUGGCGCACACGCUAUAAGAUAUUCUUCUAAAAUGGCUUCAGACUCUCAUUGGUUGUCUCCUGGUGACAGGGAACAAUUUCUUCUCGAACUGAAAGCUACAGGCUGGAGUGAAGUGGAAGACAGGGAUGCAAUUUAUAAGGAGUUUAUAUUUAAAAACUUUAAUCAGGCAUUUGGGUUUAUGACUCGAGUGGCACUACAGUCUGAAAAAAUGGAUCAUCAUCCCGAAUGGUUCAAUGUUUACAACAAGGUCCAAAUAACUUUGACUACUCAUGACUGUGGUGGAUUAUCGAAAAAAGAUAUAUCACUUGCCAAGUUUAUAAACAACAUCGUGCUGACAAUGUAGCUUUUAGAGGGACUAAAUAUGUAGUUCAUUAAGAAAAUGAUAAACUGAUUUGAUUUGCUUUCCAUACGUUUAAAUUUACUAUAUGUAAUUAUUUGGUUUUAAAGAUUAAUAGGUAUCCAACAGGGCAGUACAUCAUGUUAGAACAUUAUGUUGAUUCUGUCACUAUUUUGACAUAAUAACCAAAAUGAAUGGAUAACUUGGUUUGUGAUUUUGUGGUGAAUAUUUAUUUUAUAAUUCACACUAUGUGCUGUCUUUUUCAUUUAAUAUAAAUGAAGUGAGUUUUUAUCAUUGGGAUGGAAAUAUACAAAGACAAAACAGAAUCAUUGUGUAUGUUUAGAAGAAGUUGAAUAAUCAAAAAAUACAUUUUAUAUGGGUAUGUACAAACCCAGUUUUGCCUGUAUAUUCAGCAUUUACAUGGUACGAAGACCAAAGGACUUCAAUUUAAGACAUUAUGCUGCCCUCAAUAGACCGCACUUCUCUGACAGCAUUUACUGGUAAGACAGAUAUUGACAAUGUCAUGGACACAUGGAUGAGCACAAUGUCCUCUAUGCAGCUAUAGAUGCAUUAAAAAUGGGUAGCUGAAAAUGCAAACACAGAAGACAGAUUGUCUUAAGAUCUAAGGAUUUGAUCUGAACCAGUAUGUUUGAUAAUUUUGUUUUAUAUUAAUUGUGGCACUUUGCAAGGAUGCUUUCUUUAUAAUGUUGGACCAAUAACUCUCAAUGUAGUAAAUUUAAUGUUUACACCUGGUUGAUUAAAUUUCAAGAGUGAAGUAAAGAUUCUGUCUGUAAACAAUGUGACUUUAAAAAACUGUCAGUUGUGGAGACAGUUGACCUGGGACAUAAACUACAGUCAGUGUAUUGUGAAAAUUUCUUUAAGGACCUGACCAAUUAAAAUGAUAUUUUUGUUGAAAA
Messenger RNA from Polypterus senegalus (gray bichir), 1581 nucleotides. RefSeq names its product pterin-4-alpha-carbinolamine dehydratase 2-like. Gene Ontology annotation, biological process: tetrahydrobiopterin biosynthetic process. The record is from RefSeq and is a predicted model, not a curated record. The transcript is spliced from 4 exons. Lineage: Eukaryota; Metazoa; Chordata; Cladistia; Polypteriformes; Polypteridae. Gene Ontology annotation, molecular function: 4-alpha-hydroxytetrahydrobiopterin dehydratase activity. Bases 260 to 670 code for a protein of 136 amino acids.